UUCAAACAGUCGUGAAACGGCCGGUCUGUUGUGAGCAUUGUCUCAUCUUUGUGUGGAUUUAUCUCCACUUUGAAUUAUUUUUUUCCAACGACUCUUUCAAUUUUAAUCGUCUUGAACAAAUAGUGAUAUAUGAGUGAUAAUGGAGGUUGUCAAUGACAAAGACACCCACCAAUUUUCCCAGAUGAAAAAUCUUCCUGAGGGAAUAGGAGAGGCGGAGGACUCAGGAUUUGCGAGUAUUGCUGCUGCAGAACGUCCCCAGAACGAUGACCAGGGGAACCUCGAAGAGCAGGCUCAGAUCAAACGCGAGAAACAACUGGCAGCUCGACGUCUCCGUCAAGAGGCGUACAAUGAGGAAAAACGUCAGAACACGUACAAACGUCUCAUGCAUUUGGUAUCUCGCAGCAAAUUCUACUCCGACUUUCUUGUCAAGAAGUUGAAUCGAGAAGAGGAUCCAGUUCUUCGAAAGCGACCAAAAAGAGUUAAGAAUCCAUCUCGCAGGCAAUUAGAUGACGACGUGGUGGCAUCGCAGAAGGCUAGAACUGACAAGUUGAGGUAUCAGAAUGACCUCAGGAAGAUCGUUUCCACAGAGAUGAAGGAAAAAUUCCUGGACCAGCGCGGAAAAUUCAACUCCAAUCAGGAUGACUUGGAUUUGGGAGUAGAGUCAGUCGAAAACUCGGAGAAAGUCUUCAUCACGCCCAAGUACUUCACCGGAGAGCUACGAGACUACCAGCAGGAGGGGCUCAAGUGGCUGAAGGCUUUGUACGAGAAUGGAAUGUCUGGGAUUCUUGCUGACGAGAUGGGUCUGGGUAAGACAGUUCAAGUUAUAGCGAUGAUUGCCCACUUAAUCGAGAAAAAACAGGGUGGGCCAUACCUGGUACUGGCUCCCCUAUCCACGAUUCCCAACUGGCUACUGGAGUUCGAAAGAUUCGCCCCUAAAAUCCCAGUUGUCUUCUACUACGGUGACAAAGAGGAGAGAUCGAAAUUGGCGAAGAAAAUGAAAGCUGAAGUCAAUAUCGAUGGGUUCAAGACGCAGCCGGUGAUCCUGACAACGUACGAGGUGCCGUUGAAGGAUAAAUUCCAACUGAGGAGACAGCACUGGCGAUAUUUAGUUGUAGAUGAGGGCCAGAGGAUAAAGAACGCUGAGACACGCUUAUCCCUCACUUUGCAGGAAUACAAAUCUAUGAAUCGUCUUCUUUUAACUGGAACUCCUCUCCAAAACGAUAUGCAAGAGCUCUGGUCCCUCCUCCACUUCCUCAUGCCCGACAUCUUCGAUGAUCUAGCGGUCUUCGAGUCCUGGCUAGACUGCGAAGAUUUUCAGAGUGAGGCAGGCACUGAUAGAUUUCUCAAACAAGAGGAGGAGAAACAAGUUCUUCAGUCAUUUCGCGACAUCCUGAAGCCUUUCAUGGUGAGGAGACUGAAGGCCGACGUCUGCCUGGACAUUCCACCGAAGAAAGAAGUACUUGUUUAUGCACCAAUGACCAAACUCCAGCACAAUCUCUACUCGGGGUUAUUGAACUACGACCUUGAGGUCUUUUCCAAGAGGAAAGCUGAUCCUCUAGUGGUUGACGAUGAGUUUGGAAAUAGACCAAAGCGUAAAUGUGCUUACAACAAUAAGUACAGUGGGGUCUAUAAAGAUCCCUAUCGAAUAUUAUCAUCGAGUACAUCGAGCAGUUCAGCUCCUGCUACGAGCGAAUUGCUUCCAGAAAUUUCACAAAUGCCCAAAAAAGUUCAGGAGGAUCUGGAGAUACUGAGGCAGUGUGCUGAUGUGACUCAGGCCAAUUCCUACUAUUUCAUGAGACUAGCCUUUGGAAAUCGUGGUAUGAUGUACAGGAAAAUCAUCGAUCAUCCUUAUUUGAUCCAUUAUCCAUUGGAUAGUGGGCUACCACAGAUCGAUGAGGAGUUGAUAAAAGCCUCUGGCAAGAUGAUGGUGCUUGAUAGGAUGCUGCAGAAGCUUCAUAAGGGUGGACACAGAAUUCUGCUGUUUUCCAUAUCCUGCAUGAUGCUGGAUAUCCUCGAGGACUACCUGAUGAUGAGACCCUGGAAGUACCGGAGGCUGGAUGGAAAUACUGAUAUUGCUGAUAGGAAGGAAUCCAUCCAAAUCUUCAACAGUGAUCCUGAUUAUUUCCUCUUUCUUGUGAGCACGAGGGCUGGGGGCAUUGGACUGAAUCUCACAGGUGCUGACACUGUAAUUCUCUAUGAUAGUGACUGGAAUCCCCAGGCUGACAUUCAAGCGAUGGCCAGGUGUCACCGAAUUGGCCAGACAAAACCUGUGGUUAUCUACAGGCUCUGCACAAAGGGGAGUUACGAUGAGCGGAUUGUGCAAAGGGCUGAAUCCAAAAGGACGCUCGAGAAACUGGUCAUAUCUAAGGAGAUCGAUGAGAUCAAGUUCACCAAGGACGGGCUUAUGAAGCUGAAACAAUUGCUAGAUUCCAGUAAUCACCAGACGGUUGAUUCGGCAGCCGAUGUUUUUACUGAAAAGGAGCUCGAUAAGCUCCUUGACAGGAGCGAUCUUAUUGCUCAGAUGAAAAAGAAGAAGUCUGAGGAAUUCCUUCUUCCUUCGUUCGCUCCAUCUGAUAUUUGUUUAUUUUGGAUUAGUCCUUUAUUGACUGGCGAGGUGCGAAGACUCACAGCUUCGGACCCUUCGAACCUUCGAAUAACCGUUGGCGGAACAGUAAUUAUGGAGUUUCUGACCGGUGAAGGUCAUCAAGAACCUGUAAUAAAAGGUCUUCCUGAAGGAGUUGAGUCGGAGGACUCCGGCGUCGGGAGCAUUGUCAGCAUAGAUACUCCAGAAAAUGAACUCACAAACUUUGAUUAUUCUCCAACAAAUGAAGUACCAAGUCCUGAAGAACAAGCUCACAUCAAUGCCCAAGUGAUUGUCGACAAACGUAAAGACCGGACGGCUGCUCGUCUUCUUCAAGAACAGCAGAACGAGGAAAAACGUCAGAAUACGUACAAUCGUCUCCUUCACUUGGUGUCUCGCAGCAAGUUCUACUCGGAUUUAUUUGCUCAAAAACUCCGACCGGAGGGGAGCACAGAGUCACAGACGAUUGUAGAUUCAGAGAAGAGUCCAAAUCCAGAGGAAUUCGGAUCUCAUGGAAGGUCCAGGAAGCGCAGUGCAGUUGAUACUGGUGACGUGCCAGCAGCAAAGAGAGUCAGAAGUGGGGCAGUUGAAGAAGAAAUAGCUGAAGAGGCAGGAGAAUUGAAUACAACUGCGAGGGGUGAUCUGGAGGAGAAGAAAGUGUUCGUCCCCUUGAAAUACUUUAGAGGAGAUCUUCGCGAUUACCAGCAGGAGGGGCUCCAGUGGCUGAAGGCUCUCUACAAAAACGGAAUGGGGGGAAUUCUUGCUGACGAGAUGGGUUUGGGUAAAACAGUGCAGGCGAUCGCCAUGAUAGCUCAUCUCCUUGAACUGAAACAGCCUGGCCCUUACCUGGUGUUGGCCCCUCUGUCAACGACUCCAAACUGGCUGGCGGAGUUUGAGAGAUUUUCUCCGGAAAUUCCAGUCGUCUUCCUGCAUGGGUCCAGAGACGAGAGGGAGAAAUUGGCGAAAAAAAUGAAACGUCCAGUGAUAGUUGAUGGCUUCACGACACAGCCAGUUGUGCUAACGACAUACGAGGUAGCUGUGAGGGAUAAAGAAUUCCUUAUUAGCCAGACCUGGACGUAUUUGGUCGUUGAUGAGGGCCAGAGGCUAAAGAACUCGAAGUCUCUAUUGUCGCAGAUCAUGCAAGAGAUUAAAUCCACAAAUCGUCUUCUCCUCACUGGUACGCCCCUGCAAAAUGACCUGAAAGAGCUCUGGUCGCUCCUCCACUUCCUGAUGCCCGACAUCUUCGACGAUCUCGCUGUCUUCGAGUCCUGGUUCAAUAGCGACGACUUCCGAAACGAGGAACGCACCAAUCGUUUUCUGAAACAAGAGGAGGACAAGAAAGUUCUCCAAUCGUUUCGUGAGAUACUGAGGCCCUUCAUGCUGAGAAGAUUGAAGUCCGAUGUCUGUCUGGAUAUUCCACCGAAAAAAGAAGUCCUGGUUUACGCACCAAUGAGUCAACUUCAGCAUGACUUAUACUCUGCAUUAUUGAAUCAAGAUCUGGAAAGCCUCGCUGGAGAGACAAUGGAGUCCCUCAUCGUUGACGAUGAGUUUGGCAAUAGACCAAAACGCAAAUGUCUUUACAAUAAUCCGUAUAGUGGAGUCUACAUGGGGUCACCUGGAAGAAACAUCUCGAUGCCAUCGUCUCCAAGAACCCCUCAAGCUCGAAAGGAAUUACCUGAGGGCCGGAACACUCCAGUUCCCCAGAAGAGAUUCCGCGCAAUGAAGAGAUAUGGAAAUGUGACUGAUGAGAACUCCGAGUACUUCUCCAAAAUAUCAAUGAAGGCUCAUAUGAUGACGUACAAAAAAGUCAUCAAUCAUCCAUACAUGAUCCACGAUCCCACAGAGGAAGGAUAUCCCAUUAAUCAGGAUGUGAUAAAGCUCUCUGGAAAGUUCAUGGUGCUGGACAAAAUGCUGAACAAACUCCACAAGGACGGCCAUCGGGUUCUUUUGUUUUCGACCCUGACGAUGCUCCUGGACGUCAUCGAGAAGUACUUGACAUUGAGACCGUGGAAGUACCGGAGACUCGACGGCUCAACCGACGUCGCCGCCAGAAAAGAAUCCAUUGAACUCUUCAAUAAAGAUCCCCAGUACUUUCUCUUCCUCAUCUCCACGAGGGCUGGGGGCGUUGGAUUGAACCUAAUGGGCGCUGACACUGUCAUCAUCUUUGAUAGUGACUUCAAUCCACAGGUGGACAUUCAGGCAAUGGCGAGGUGUCACAGAAUUGGACAGACAAAACCUGUGGUGAUUUACAAACUCUGCACAAAGGGCAGCUACGACGAGGCCAUUGUCAAUCGCGCUCAGGCCAAAAGGAAACUCGAGAUGCUAGUCAUCUCCAAGGAGAUUGAAGAUAUGAAGUUUAAUAGGGAGGGGCUCUUUAAAUUGAAGCAAUUGCUGCAGGCGAGUGAGCACCAGAGUGUCGAUUCAGAGAAGGAUGUCUUCACUGAGGAGGAGUUGAAUAGACUCUUGGACAGAAGUGAUCUUGUUGAACAGAUGGAGCGUUCAGGGGGUUCGGGGGCACAAUCCAUUGAUUGACGAUGGGAUUUGUUGUCGUGGAUAUUGACCAGUGAUCAACGAAAUGAAUUAUCAAUUCACUUUCGGAAGUUAACAGCAUUUUAAUUUUUUAAAUACAGAAAUGAGACCUUCCAGAGGUAAAAAAAUUCUGAAAUCAUGUUUGAGAGAAUUACUGAUUUUAUUUGGUUUUCACAGAGUUUACACUCUUUUUUAAUGACCCGAUUUGAGUGGUUUUAAUAGUUUUUAUUCCAACUUCGUGACCAGUUAAUGAAUAAUAGACUGAUUGAUCGACCACUGACUUCCAAUAUAUUUAUGAUAAUUAAUAAUUUUAUUCAGUUGGAUGAUUAGAUUUAUCUUAAGCUUUUGAGGAGCGAGAGCGUCCGGGUCCUUUGCUAUUAGAUGAAUUUUUAUUUUUGUAUGCUUGAGUCGAUUGCUCUCGAAAUUCUGCCUCCAACUUUGCAUAUGUACCACCUGAAUAAUGAGUUAAAUAAAUGCAUUGUUUGCGAGGAA
Diachasmimorpha longicaudata is the source of this 5602-nucleotide messenger RNA. RefSeq lists its product as uncharacterized. Lineage: Eukaryota; Metazoa; Arthropoda; Insecta; Hymenoptera; Braconidae. Gene Ontology annotation, cellular component: nucleus. Bases 140 to 5113 code for a protein of 1657 amino acids. The record is from RefSeq and is a predicted model, not a curated record. Gene Ontology annotation, molecular function: DNA binding; ATP binding; ATP-dependent chromatin remodeler activity. The transcript has 6 exons.